UUGUACUUUUCUGGAAAAAACAACUCUUUACUUAAUUAUUCUAAUAAGUUUAUAACUCCUUUUUUCGAAAUCAGAAAAAGACUCUACCUUCAAUACAUUUUACUUUCUUUCCUUUGUUUCAAAGACACCCCUUUCAUUCAGCAUAAAAAAAGGCUACUCUUUCAUUUCCCAGCUUUUCUUUUCAUUACCCACAGACUGAAAUCGAAAUAUUUUCUCUAAAGACUCUCUCUUUUCUUUGAAAAAAAAAAUGGGUGAGGAGCACCACCAUGCACCGCCACCAGUUCAGGCGCCUCCAGCUGGUCCACCGCCUAAUCUUGCACUUUCUAGAGGUCCAGUGUGGAAUCCAGCUGAACAACUCUUGCAACUUCACUAUUGCAUCCACUCAAAUCCUUCUUGGCCGGAGGCGCUUCUACUGGGAUUUCAGCACUACAUUGUGAUGCUUGGAACAACUGUUCUGAUUGCAACCACGCUGGUUCCUGCAAUGGGUGGGAACCAUGGUGACAAGGCCCGUGUUAUUCAGUCAUUGUUAUUUAUGUCUGGGUUGAACACACUGCUUCAGACUUGGUUUGGAUCAAGGCUUCCAACUGUGAUGGGUGGAUCAUUUGCUUUUCUACUCCCAGUGUUGUCCAUAAUAAAUGAUUACACAGACAGAACAUUUCCUUCUGAGCAUGAGAGGUUCGUCUACACUAUCAGAACAAUUCAAGGGUCGCUCAUUGUUUCUUCUUUUGUCAAUAUCUUCCUUGGGUUUAGUAAGACAUGGGGAAAUUUGACAAGGUUGUUUAGUCCCAUAAGCAUUGUACCUGUGGUAUGUGUGGUGGGUCUUGGUCUGUUCUCCAGGGGCUUUCCAUUGCUUGCAAAUUGUGUGCAGAUUGGCUUACCUAUGCUCAUUCUACUUGUAAUAACACAACAGUAUUUGAAGCGUCUUCAUCAUGCUGCACAUCAUGUACUUGAGAGGUUUGCUUUACUUCUCUGCAUUGCUGUCAUCUGGGCAUUUGCUGCUAUCCUUACUGUCGCAGGUGCGUAUAAUACUGCUAAAACACAGACCCAAGUGAGUUGUCGCACAGAUCGCUCAUAUCUUAUGUCUUCUGCUCCAUGGAUUAAAGUUCCAUAUCCAUUCCAGUGGGGUACCCCCAUAUUCAGAGCCAGUCAUGUGUUUGGGAUGAUGGGGGCUGCACUUGUCUCUUCUGCUGAGUCAACUGGUGCUUUCUUUGCUGCAGCCAGGCUUUCUGGUGCAACACCACCUCCUGCACAUGUGCUUAGCCGAAGCAUUGGGUUUCAGGGCAUUGGCAUGCUGAUUGAAGGCAUAUUUGGUUCCGUUGUUGGUACUACUGUAUCUGUUGAAAAUGUGGGCCUACUUGGUCUAACACAUAUAGGGAGUCGCAGAGUUGUGCAGAUAUCAUGUGGUUUCAUGAUCUUCUUUUCUAUUUUUGGGAAAUUUGGAGCCUUUUUUGCUUCGAUUCCCCUACCGAUAUUUGCUGCUAUAUACUGUGUUUUGUUUGGUAUUGUGGCUUCUGUUGGAAUUUCUUUUAUACAGUUUGCAAAUACCAACUCCAUAAGAAAUAUCUAUGUUCUGGGCAUAACCUUGUUUCUAGCAAUAUCAGUUCAACAAUAUUUUGUCACUAACACUGCACCAGAUGGUCAUGGUCCAGUUAAAACAGAUGGUGGAUGGUUUAAUGACAUUUUGAACACCAUAUUCUCUUCUUCCCCAACUGUGGCUAUAAUUGUUGGGACCCUUAUUGACAACACACUUGAAGGAAAAUCUAAAGCUGUGGACAGAGGACUUCCAUGGUGGGGUCCUUUUCAGAAUAGGAAGGGAGAUGUUAGAAAUGAUGAGUUCUACCGUCUACCUCUCAGGAUAAAUGAGUAUAUGCCCACCAGAUUUCUCUAAAGUACUCAUAUAUGCUUCUACUUAACCCCUUCUGUGAGCUUAAUUAUCAAAAUUUCAUGUACAACGACCUUGUAAAAUAUGGUUAAACUAAUUUUUCCUCAAGUGGUCAGAAGCCAAAUUUUACCUUGUAUAAAUGGAUUGGAAUAGUAAUUCUUUGGAUAAACUACUCCAGAAAGAUGCUGAAAUUACCUUUCUCCUCUUAUUCAAA
Molecule: messenger RNA, 2096 nt
Organism: Vigna angularis (adzuki bean)
Lineage: Eukaryota; Viridiplantae; Streptophyta; Magnoliopsida; Fabales; Fabaceae
Product: nucleobase-ascorbate transporter 3
Exons: 14
Coding region: 248-1888 (546 amino acids)
Biological process (GO): transmembrane transport
Cellular component (GO): plasma membrane; plasmodesma
Molecular function (GO): transmembrane transporter activity
Source: RefSeq, a predicted model, not a curated record